Molecule: messenger RNA, 1401 nt
Organism: Akanthomyces muscarius
Lineage: Eukaryota; Fungi; Ascomycota; Sordariomycetes; Hypocreales; Cordycipitaceae
Exons: 3
Coding region: 1-1401 (466 amino acids)
Source: RefSeq, a predicted model, not a curated record
AUGGCUACAUUUCUGACUGUAUCCGUCCUCACUGCAGUUGCCACUGCCUUGAACUCUUUUGAGAUUCGUGCUGAUAAUACCGCCGUGGUUCAUCUGGGCACUUCCAAAGGCGCGGCAGAACAUCUUGCAUCUGGUUUCAUUUAUGGUGUUCCUGACACCCGUGGCCAGAUCCCUUCAGAAUACUGGACGCAGCUCGACAUCCAGGGAUGCCGUACCGGCGGUGCGCAGCUGGGGAGUCCAGCCCGGGGUUGGGUCUGGGGCCGGUCUGAGUACAAGGGGCGCUUUGCUUCGUCAUUGUCCAACUACCAGGAGUGUCGAGAGUACAACGCCGAAGUCAGCUGGCUGGCGCAUGACCUCUGGGGCACAGACAGCACAAAUGACUCCACGAUUUGGCCCGGCGACGGUGGUCAGUGGGACAGCUACGAUGCAUUCGUCCUGCAGCUUGUCGAAGAUCUUUACGACAACGAAGUGCUUGACGGCAGUAUCUACGAGAUAUGGAAUGAACCAGACAUUGGUGUAUUCUGGAAAGGCGAGGGCGGGAUGCAACAAUGGAUUGAUCUGUACAUUCGAACUCACAAGCUCAUCAGAGCCGACUCACGAUUCGACAGUCUGAAGCUCGUUGGCCCCAGUCUGGCAUUCCGUCCUAUGGGUAGUAACCUGUGGUGGACAGAGUGGCUGCGUCAGGUGGCCGGAAACGAUACUAUUCCCGACCAGUACACUUAUCAUUUGGAGGGGACUCUUGCAGAAGCUGACAAUGAUCCUUCGUACACCAACGCUAGCCUCUCAACCUUGCUGGAGACCUAUGGCCUGCCGUCGCGACAGAUCAACGUGAACGAGUAUGCGCAGUACAUAGAGAUGGUUCCCGGCUCGUACAUCUGGUGGAUUUCUGGGCUCGAGCGUUUUGACUUUAUCGGGCUGCUUGGAAACUGGCAAGGGGGCACUACGCUGCACGAUUUAUUUGCCAACCUUCUCACGAAAACAGCUGAUCCCUAUGACUACUCGGCCACCGACUAUGCGCCCGCUCCGGGCUACUGGGUCUACCAGUAUUAUGCUAGCAACAUGACUGGCAACCGUGUCGCUGUUGAUCGAUCGGGCGAUACUCAUCUCGAUGUAUAUGCCACUGUCGGAGACGACCGCGUCCGCCUCAUGGUGGGCACCAAGCUUGCCUCUGGUACUUGGUACGUCACCAUUGACGACCUGGAGUCUGUUGGGCUUCUGGUUUCCGGUACAUUGACCAUCGACACAUGGGGCUUCGAUGGCAACGACCCUCUCGCUGCCCAGGCUGCCCCUAGUUUCCGGAAUUCCGUCCCGCAUGAUUAUACUGAUGGGGCCCUCACCAUUGCUAUUUAUCAGGAAAACAACUACACCGGCUGGGCAUUUGAAUUUGAUGUAGGUGCCUGA